Molecule: messenger RNA, 1332 nt
Organism: Panicum virgatum (switchgrass)
Lineage: Eukaryota; Viridiplantae; Streptophyta; Magnoliopsida; Poales; Poaceae
Product: protein SOB FIVE-LIKE 4-like
Exons: 1
Coding region: 483-989 (168 amino acids)
Biological process (GO): cytokinin biosynthetic process
Source: RefSeq, a predicted model, not a curated record
AGCACAAGCGCAAAGCAGAAAUCUUGGCGUUUCUCGCGGCCCUACCACCGUGUCCGCCCGGUGCCCAGCGUCCUCCCACCUCCCCCGCCCGCCUCAUCAGCUCGUCUCCUGUGAUGACGAAGAUGAUGGUGGCCGGGUGUCAGAGGCUUCAAUGUUCCCUUCAGCCUGUGGGUGUCCAAGAAGCGCAGGCCGCCGGGGCGACAAGGGAAAUGGCUUCUCCGGCCUUGCAUUGAUGGGGUGCCCAGAGCAAGCAUAAAUAUAGCCUACCAGAAUUCAUUCCCUCCCGAGCUCAUCAGCCUCGGAGCUUCUCUCUCUCUCCUUCUCCGUUCCCUUUGGCUAGCUCCAGCUCUGGUCCGCUCUAGCCAGCUAGUUUUUUUCCUCUCUCUCUCUCUCUCUCUCUCUCUCUCUCUCUCUCUCUCUCUCGGUCUCGUCUUGUUUCUCUUCCCCCCUUGAACCUUGAUCGGUCCUGAUUCCGGCCUGCCAUGGAGUCCUCCUCCCACAUCACCGGGGACGACGGCGGCGAGGGCUGCAACAGCUGCGAGUCCGGCUGGACAAUGUACCUCGCCUCCCCGAUGCAUGGCGACGACGCCGGCGGCAGCGGCAAAGGAAGCGGCAGCGAAGGGAGCAGCGUGGAUGAUGGCUACGGAUACAUCAUCAGCGACAGGAGGAGCGGCAAGAAGGCUUACGAAGAUUACGCAGACGCCGACGACGACGAUUCCCUGGCGUCCGACGCUUCCACCGGACCUGCCAAAGAGAAGGCGCCGUCGUCCCUGCCGGAAGACGGCGAGAAAGAAGACGACGGAGGCCGCGGGAAGAACAGCGGCGCUGCCGGCAAGGAGGACGAGGAAGAAGGCGACGUGGGAACCAAGUUCCCGACGACCUCCCGCAAGAAAGCCGGCAAGGUCGACAAAGGCGGGGAAGGCAACUCGUCAAGGCGAGGCAACAACAAGAGAGGCAGCUCCUCACGGAGAAGCUUCUUCCUCUGGUAAAUUAAACGAUCGACCAGACUAUAUGUAUUAGUGUACUAGGAUGCUGUACGUCUCGUGCACCUUCUCGCCAUUGCCGAUUGAGCUCUCAGAACCUUGUUAGAAGAAGCAUCGAGCAUGCAUUCAUGGAGAUCAAAGGGAAGGCUCCUUUUUGGUCCUUGUUUUUGCCUUCCGUGGCGUUCUCCUCCUCGUUGACCACCCAGUAGUAGGCUAGCCGUUGCCGUGUAAAAAAAAAAUCUACUGUAACCUCUGGUCAUUGAUCUUCAGUGCCCUGCUUUUAAUGUUGCUUGCAAUCUCCUUCUGUGUUUCUAGAUAUUAAUGAACAACUGCUCUAGCUCAGAACCUA